AUGUCUUCAGGUGGAGCACCGCUUCAGCCGACCUUCCAAGGCCAUGUAGCCACCACCCAGGACGCGCUCAUUCUCUUCGAGGCUUGCCUGCAGGGGCACCUCUCGCAUGUGCCGCGGAGACCCCACGACCGGGAACGAAGCAACCUGAUCAGGAGCGGCUGUGUCUUUAUCUACGAAGAGAAUGCAUCCGGAAUCAAGAGGUGGACCGAUGGGGUUACCUGGAGUCCAAGUCGGAUCCUGGGAAAUUUCCUUGUUUACCGAGAACUUGACAAACCCUUUCCACCGGGAGAGAAGAAGAGAGCGAUGAAAAAGCAAACGCGACGCCCAAGCCGACCCGGCGAGCCCUAUGCCAGAUCCGAGGGAGGGUCAUUCUCGGAUGGACAAUCUGGCAAUUUUUCAGCCGAUCAACCUACCGCCACCGAUCUGGGGAGGCAGUUGAUAGUCGAGAGGCAAUUAAUAGGAUCUCUGGUAGAUUCCUACGGGUUCAAACAGGACGGAUUGGUUAAGAAGACGAUGAGCGUCACGGUCCAGGGCAUAACACACCACCUGGUCUCCUACUACCAUGUGAAUGACGUCCUCAACAAUCAGUUGCGAACACCAUCUCAGACGGAAAACCUGCAAUACAUCCGUCCACGAGCCGAGCUCACCUCGAGGCAAAGCUUUCGGGCCCCCAUCGAGGAUGUCGACGAGGUGGAGGGGGCUCAUAACGUAUACGGGUACCGCGUGAAUGCGGCUGGCUAUGCUCCUCAGCCGUACUAUAUACCCCCAGGGUACCCUCCCAUGGCUCAGCAGCCAAGUCAACCCCAGUAUUCGAUGGCUGUACCUUCCAUGUCCUCGCCAUACAUUCAAUCCCCAGUAACGACAUCGCACAUGCAAGGACAACGAAAUGACUACAGUCAGUACGACCAAUCGGGGUACAAUCGAAGCUAUGAGUCCUUGAACAGCUCAAUCGCUCCGUCAUCCAAAGCAAUCCCAGCUACUCCAACGACUAUGGCUCCAGUAAUGCCGGACCGCACCCCGGCGCAGCCGACCAUGUACCCGCCCAUGAAUAUGCAACGGCCAGUGAACACUUUGAGCCCAGUUUCGAUGGAUUCCCGAGCGGCGGUCCCAUAUCGACCUAGCCCAUAUGCAGUGGGCCACAGCAAUGGUGCUCCGAUAGAUCAGACCCGGCAGAGUCAGCCAUCCCCCACGCAAGCUGAUCGUAGGGAAUCGGCACCACAACAAGCUUCAAUGUACCAAGGCCCAAGGACGCCAUACUAUCCCGACACAGCCGGACCAUCUAUUCCUCAGCCUCAGUAUUCUCAGUGGGCAGGGCAAACCCACAACCCAUAG
Messenger RNA from Cladophialophora psammophila CBS 110553, 1332 nucleotides. RefSeq lists its product as uncharacterized. Bases 1 to 1332 code for a protein of 443 amino acids. Gene Ontology annotation, molecular function: DNA binding. NCBI's taxonomy places the organism in Eukaryota, Fungi, Ascomycota, Eurotiomycetes, Chaetothyriales, Herpotrichiellaceae. The record is from RefSeq and is a predicted model, not a curated record. The transcript has a single exon.